Messenger RNA from Cricetulus griseus (Chinese hamster), 3435 nucleotides. The record is from RefSeq and is a predicted model, not a curated record. Lineage: Eukaryota; Metazoa; Chordata; Mammalia; Rodentia; Cricetidae.
UUCUGGGCCGCGGAGGACUGUGGGAGGAGGCUGUCUCUGAUUUCUCCUCCCCCGUCCCCCGCUCCGGCCAAGAUGUCUGACAUGGAGGAUGAUUUCAUGUGCGAUGAUGAGGAGGACUACGACCUGGUGGCCAGGGACAGUCCUGAGAAUUAAAAAUCUGUCUCCAUUCAUGUGUAUGUGUGCACGCCUGUGUACUGAGUACCUACCUGGUACCCUUGAAGAGCCGAAGAAGGUGUCAGAUCCCUUGGGACUAGAGUUAACAGAUGUUUGUGAGCCACCAUGAGUACUCCGAAGAUAGUAACUCUGAGCCCAACGUGGAUUUGGAAAAUCAGUACUAUAAUUCCAAAGCAUUGAAAGAAGAUGACCCAAAAGCAGCACUAAGCAGUUUCCAAAAGGUUUUGGAACUCGAAGGUGAGAAGGGAGAAUGGGGGUUCAAAGCACUGAAACAGAUGAUCAAGAUUAACUUCAAAUUGACAAACUUUCCAGAAAUGAUGAACAGAUAUAAGCAACUCUUGACCUAUAUUCGGAGUGCAGUAACCAGGAACUAUUCUGAAAAGUCCAUUAAUUCUAUCCUUGAUUAUAUCUCCACUUCUAAACAGAAUUCUGAUUUUUUAUGUCAGAUGGAUUUACUGCAGGAAUUUUAUGAAACAACACUGGAAGCUUUGAAAGAUGCUAAGAAUGAUAGACUGUGGUUUAAGACAAACACAAAGCUUGGAAAAUUAUAUUUAGAGCGAGAAGAAUAUGGAAAGCUUCAAAAAAUUUUGCGCCAGUUACAUCAGUCUUGUCAGACUGAUGAUGGAGAAGAUGACCUGAAAAAAGGUACCCAGUUAUUAGAAAUCUAUGCUUUGGAGAUUCAAAUGUACACAGCACAGAAGAACAACAAAAAGCUUAAAGCACUCUAUGAGCAAUCACUUCACAUCAAGUCUGCCAUCCCUCACCCACUGAUCAUGGGUGUCAUCAGAGAAUGUGGUGGUAAAAUGCACUUGAGAGAAGGCGAAUUUGAAAAGGCACAUACUGAUUUUUUUGAAGCUUUCAAGAAUUAUGAUGAAUCAGGAAGCCCAAGACGAACCACUUGUUUAAAAUAUUUGGUCUUAGCCAAUAUGCUAAUGAAAUCAGGAAUAAAUCCUUUUGACUCACAAGAGGCCAAGCCGUAUAAAAAUGAUCCAGAAAUUCUAGCAAUGACAAAUUUAGUAAGUGCCUAUCAGAAUAAUGACAUCACUGAAUUUGAAAAGAUUCUGAAAACAAAUCACAGCAACAUCAUGGAUGAUCCAUUCAUAAGAGAACACAUUGAAGAGCUUUUAAGAAACAUCAGAACACAAGUGCUCAUAAAGUUAAUUAAGCCUUAUACAAGAAUACAUAUUCCUUUUAUUUCUAAGGAGCUAAACAUAGAUGUAGCUGAUGUGGAAAGCUUGCUGGUGCAGUGCAUACUGGAUAACACUAUUCAUGGCCGAAUUGAUCAAGUCAACCAACUCCUUGAACUGGAUCAUCAGAAGAGGGGUGGUGCCCGAUACACUGCACUAGAUAAAUGGACCAACCAACUAAAUUCUCUGAACCAAGCUGUGGUCAGUAAACUGGCUUAAUGGAGAACAAGCUUUGCAGGCGUGCUUAAGGCAUCAGUGCAGAGAUGUGAUCCUUAAGGACUGGAAAGGCAAAACUCCUGUGGGUUGGUGUGUCAUGAGAGUGAUUGGAGUUAUGGCAGAAGUGCUUUUUUUGAUCAACUGGUUUGUGUUUUGCUGCUGCAUUUAUCCCAAGAAAAACAGCUUUAAUCUCCAGAAGAAAACCAAAACACCAUGGGAUUUAUGCUGUGUUGACAUCUUGCCCUAAACAUACAACACCGUAAUAAUCUAUCAUGGGCAACAUGACCAGAAUGAAGAAUUUUGUCAUGAUUUUAAACACACUGACACACUACCGUUGGUUAAAUUUAAACAUGUUGUUCCUGCAGAAAUUCUCUCACAAAUAACCUGCAAUAACUUGAAAUUCAUACCCUUUUGAACACUUCCUUUUCUCGUGUGUAAAUGAAAACGUUUGCUGCAUUUUGCAAAAUGUCAAUUCUCCAAAAAUGUGUCCGUCUAUUUCUGUACUUGCAGCUAGUAAAGGUUAGAUGACCCAUACUCGCAGUGGCACACUGUCACCUAGGGCUCAAGCAGCAUAAUAAACAGUGCAGCUCAGAAAUUGUAGUUUGGUUCUUGAUGUGUUUUUAUUACAUUUGGGGUUGCUCUUUUGUUUUUAGUACCUUAGAACUUUCAGAUUAUUUUAUCUUCAAUUAAGAUUUAAAAGCCUGAAAGCAAGUUAGUUAUGUGCUUCCAGGUUUUUAAAAAGUGUUUAUUGAUAAAGUAAGAAUUACUUUCUAACAGAGCCCUUGCAUAGCACUUAUUUUGACAGUGAUACUUUAAAGAAUUAAGAUUUUUUUUUUUUUUAAGAAUGGUAUUUCUUUUAAAAAGAGUAUGUAUUAACUCUCAAGAAUGUCACUUUAAACAAAUAUGCCAGAACAUAGACAGCGAAGUGAAUGUUACCUGCAUAGUGACCAUGCUAGAAGGUUAUUUUCUAAUGUCAGCCACCAACUAUUGCCCAAAGCCUCUUGGAUUUGCUCUUUCUGAAUUGCAGUCAAAGUUAAUUUAAGUAAUGCGCUACUAACUUUGUGUUUGUACCUUGUUUGAAAAGAGUAUUAACAAACUUGUCUGUCUUCAAAAAUACCACUUUCAAAAAAAUAACUAAAUUUAGAUAAUACAGAAAGUAUGCAGCUGGCUUUGAAAGCAAUCCCAAAAUAAUUUUCAAGUAUUUUGUGCAGUGGCAGUGUAGUUAAGAGUGAACUGUGGCCUUCCAUGGUGACAGAAUUCAGCUCAUUUGAAUGUAUUCAGUUUGGGAUGUAUUCCUUAUUUUUUUUAAGUUCACAUUAUCAUAUAGUGUCAAAAGAAGGAACUAAGAUUAACAUAAUGUCCUUGGUUUUUCUCUUGCUCAUUAUGUAAACAGUGAGUGGCAGUGCAGAAGGAAGGCUGUGUGACUGGAGUGGCAACCAAGAAUUUUGAUCAUUAAAUCAGAUUUUAUAAACAGUAGAAAGAGCAUGGACUUAAAACAAGGCAUGCUUAUUUGGUUUUGUCAAAAUUUUACGAAAAUAUGUGAUAUAUAUUUAUACUAAAACUAUAUAAUCCUUAGAUUUAGGAAAGCAGUCAGUUAAUGUCUAGCAGAAUAAAGCAGUAUUAAAUACAGAUAUAAGUUGGAAAUUGUAGAAAACCGUGACAGAAGACAAAAGACAAAAUGUCAAUGGUAGGGAAUAAAGAGUUUAAGAUAUUCUGAAAGUAUGUGUAUUUUCUUCUCUUCCACAUAAUCAUUUGUGAAAAGAAUGCUCACAUUUUUACAGAAGUGAUACUAAUUAGGAUUUAUUUUUCCAGUACAAUUUGGAGACCCUUUGUUACCCAAAUAAAAAUGACAAGUUUC